Molecule: messenger RNA, 763 nt
Organism: Acyrthosiphon pisum (pea aphid)
Lineage: Eukaryota; Metazoa; Arthropoda; Insecta; Hemiptera; Aphididae
Product: putative nuclease HARBI1
Exons: 4
Source: RefSeq, a predicted model, not a curated record
AUUUUAUAGAACAACUGGAUUUCCAGGAGUAAUUGGUUGUAUAGAUUGUACCCAUGUGGCAAUUGUUCCACCCACAACAAAUUUAAAUUUAGUUGAAAAUCAGCAUCCUGAAUAUUUAUACAUAAAUCAAAAAAACUACCACUUUAUUAAUGUGCAAUUAAUUUGUGAUUCUAAACUGAACAUUUUGAAUGUCAAUGCAUUGUUUCCGGGGAGCACACAUGACAAUCAUAUAUGGAAUAAUAGCAAAGUUUUACCAGUUGUUCAAGAAUUACACGAGCGUGAUUUGAAUGAUUACUAUUUACUGGGAGAUUCUGGGUAUCCAUUACAUCAGUGGCUUUUAACGCCAAUAUUAAAUCCAAGUAGUGCAGCUGAAAUACAUUAUAAUACUAAGCAAAUGUAUACAAGAAGCUUAAUGGAACGAUGUAAUGGGGUUCUAAAAGCCCGGUUUAGAUGUUUGAUCAAAGAUAGAACUUUACAUUAUAAUCCUGAGAAAUCAUCAGCAAUCAUAAAUGCUUGUGUUGUUUUACAUAAUUUAUGUAUUACAUACAAUGUACCUGAAUAUAUAUAUGAAGAACUAGAGGAAAAUGACAUGGGAAUAUAUCAAGAAGUUGAAAAUAAUGAUGUAAUUCACAAUAAUCAACAAAAUAGAUAUUUAAUGUUAGGAAGACAGCAGAGAAACAGAAUUGUUCAAGUGUUACAAAAUAGAAUUUGAAUGAAAUAAAUGUAUAUUUAUUUAUAAAUCCAUAGAACAAUAAACAUUUUU